Molecule: messenger RNA, 3091 nt
Organism: Mobula hypostoma (lesser devil ray)
Lineage: Eukaryota; Metazoa; Chordata; Chondrichthyes; Myliobatiformes; Myliobatidae
Product: synaptic vesicle glycoprotein 2A-like
Exons: 14
Coding region: 246-2699 (817 amino acids)
Biological process (GO): transmembrane transport; chemical synaptic transmission
Cellular component (GO): neuron projection; synaptic vesicle membrane
Molecular function (GO): transmembrane transporter activity
Source: RefSeq, a predicted model, not a curated record
UGGUCUCACCAGCACAGCUCAGUCCCUGCCUGGGUUUUGGUGUAUGGCACGAUGUGGGAUGUCAUGUACCCUCACUCCCCCUCCUUUCACACUUGCAGGUGUGUGGGGAAGAUCUCCACACCUGGUUGGAUCUCCAAGUCCCACAGAAUCUAGGGAAAAGCAGGAGCCCUGCACCUCACUACCCCGGGUUUGCGAGAUUCCCGCAGGACAGGUAGAAGCCGUGGAGGAAAUUGUGAACACCAGAGAUGGUCAGCCCGAGGCUUCAACGUCGAAGUCCCAAGAACAUCCUGAGGUUGAUACCCAGAGGGCAAAACCGAAGUCGGCAAGUCCAGGGAUUGAUUGCUGAAAGUCAAGUCCGGAGAAAGGAUGUGCUGGCAUUGGAGAGGGUCCAGAGGAGGUUGAUGACGAUUAUUCUGGGAAUGAAAGGCUCCAGCAGCGAGGCGAGGUGUUCAGUGGAUGUAACAGGCACCAGCUGCACUUCUCAGACCCUCCACCGUCGGCCAGCAGCCAUGGACGACAACAUCAAGGACCGAACCGCGUUCAUCCGCAGCGCCAAGGACAUCGCCAAGGAGGUGAAGCGGCAGGCAGCCCGGAAGGUGACCCGCGGCACGGAGCGCCUCCAGGACGAGUACGCCCGCCGCUCCUACUCCCGCUUUCGGGAGGAGGACGAUGACGAGGACGAGGAGGAGGACUACCGCCGCCGAUACUCCCGCACCGGCGAUGAGGACGGGGCCUCCAGCGAUGCCACUGAGGGCCAGGACGAGGAUGAUGAGAUCUACGAGGGGGAGUACCAGGGCAUCCCCCGGCGCCAGCCUGGGCUGGAGGAGGGCUCACUGGACGACGCCCAGCCCUCCGAGGAUCACUUCCGCCCCCUCGGCGAGCUGGAGGAUGAGCGGGAGAGGGGGCGCCAGCAGCUGGCCCAGCAGUACGAGCUCAUCUUGCAGGAGUGCGGCCACGGCCGCUUCCAGUGGACCCUGUACUUCGUGCUGGGCCUGGCCCUGAUGGCCGACGGAGUGGAGGUCUUCGUGGUGGGCUUCGUGCUGCCCAGUGCUGAGAAGGACAUGUGCCUGUCUGAUUCCAACAAGGGCAUGCUGGGUCUUAUCGUCUACCUGGGAAUGAUGGUGGGGGCGUUCCUGUGGGGGGGGCUCGCAGACCGGCUGGGGCGGAAGCAGUGCCUCUUCAUGUCACUUUCCGUCAACUGCGUCUGUGCCUUCUUCUCCUCGUUCGUCCAGGGCUAUGGGAUCUUCCUGUUCUGCCGCCUGCUCUCAGGCAUCGGGAUUGGAGGCUCCAUUCCCAUUGUCUUCUCCUACUUCUCAGAAUUCCUGGCCCAGGAGAAGCGCGGGGAGCACCUCAGCUGGCUGUGCAUGUUCUGGAUGUUUGGGGGGAUCUACGCGUCUGCCAUGGCUUGGGCUAUCAUCCCCCACUACGGGUGGAGUUUUCAGAUGGGCUCGGCCUACCAGUUCCAUAGCUGGCGAGUGUUUGUCCUGGUGUGUGCCUUCCCCUCCAUCGCUGCCAUCAUUGCCCUCAACUUCAUGCCUGAGAGCCCUCGCUUCUACCUGGAGAAUGGCAAACACGAUGAAGGCUGGAUGAUUCUCAAGCAGAUCCACGACACCAACAUGAGGGCCAAAGGUUUCCCCGAGCGGGUGUUCUCGGUGACCCACAUCAAGGUCCCACAGCAGGAGGAUGAGCUGAUCGAGAUCCAGUCAGACACGGGGACCUGGUAUCGUCGCUGGUGUGUCCGCUUUACCAACCUCUUCCAGCAGGUCUGGGCCAACUUCCUGCAGUGUUUCACCGCUCAGUACCGACGCACCACGCUGCUGAUGAUGGCCGUGUGGUUCACCAUGUCCUUCAGUUACUAUGGCCUCACAGUCUGGUUCCCCGACAUGAUUAAACACCUCCAAAUGUUGGAGUACUCCUCCCGAACAAAGCUCUUUUACAAGGAGAAAGUCGAGCAUUUCACCUUCAACUUCACGUUGGAAAACCAAAUCCACAGGAACGGAGAUUACUACAAUGACAAGUUUAUUGGCAUGAAGAUGAAGUCAGUGAUCUUCGAGGACUCGCUCUUUGAAGACUGCUACUUUGAGGAUAUCACCUCCAGCAACACUUUCUUCAAGAACUGCACGUUUGUCUCGACGUUGUUCUACAACACAGAUUUCUUUGACUACAAGCUGCUGGGCUGCCGGCUGGUGAACAGCACCUUCCUGCACAGUAAGGAGGGCUGCCAGCUGGACUUCAGCGACGAGAACAACGCCUACAUGAUCUACUUCGUCAGCUUCCUGGGAACGCUGGCCGUGCUGCCCGGCAACAUCGUCUCCGCUCUCCUCAUGGACAAGAUCGGUCGCCUCCGAAUGCUGGCCGGAUCCAGCACCCUCUCGUGCAUCAGCUGUUUCUUCGUCUCCUUUGGCAACAACGAGUCGGCCAUGAUCGCCCUGCUCUGCCUGUUCGGGGGAGUCAGCAUCGCCUCCUGGAACGCACUCAACGUCCUCACCGUGGAGCUGUACCCGUCUGACAAACGGACCACGGCCUUCGGCUUCCUCAAUGCCCUGUGCAAGUUGGCUGCCGUUCUGGGCAUCAGCAUCUUCCAGUCCUUCGUGGGCAUCACCCGGGCCGUCCCCAUCCUCCUGGCCUCAACCGCCCUGGCGCUCGGCAGCUACCUGGCCCUCAAACUGCCUGAGACCCGGGGCCUGGUCCUUCAGUGAGUCACUGGGGGCCGCCACGGCCUGUGUACAUACACCCUCCCUCCCCCCUCCAACCUCCCCUCCUCCCUGUCGCACUGUGUCUGCCCCAGCAUCCCCUUACCGACCACCUGCAGGCCUCAGGCUGGAGAGUCCCGGCGUCUGGUCUUUCCUCUGUCGAUGAAUCCUGCCACAAUCACCCCUCCCCACCUCAGUCCACCGGGAGUUGGAGGUGUACCAGGUAGGGACUGUCCUGAUGUCUGCUUCUCAGGCCUGUAAAUGACAACCAUGAUUCUACCAGGCCCCAUCCUGAGGCCAGUAAACAAGGCCAGCUACUCCGCCAGGCCCUAUCCUGAGGUCGAUUACUUUGGCAGGUUCCAUCCUGGGCCUGAUAAAUAAGGCCUACUCUACCACAC